UGUCCGACAGCGUUCAUAGCUGUCCGUGAAAUAAGCUACCCACCGGUGUACCAGGCCAAUUAUCCUGCCACUUUCUGCCCGCUGGCACACGCUUGCGUCUGUUUUUAAGAGUGCGUUUUAAUGACGGUCACUGCCGGCGGCUUUUAACGGCUCGUUUCGUCUGGCGAGAGUGUGGACAGCGACGCUAAGCUUCGGGAAUCGUUUCGUCGAGAUAGCGCUCGUAUCUUUAGUACCGUUGUGCUGGUGUGAGGCUUAGAGGGCAACAGAAGCUCGUCGGUCUGAAUGUGAAUGAAGCGGAGAGUAUGAACAAAAUCCGCGCGAAUCCCUCGUGAUGCAUCUGAGGGUGGUUUUUAAAAGAGCCCACAUCCUCUGCACCUGCUUACAAAGGAGAGAUGAAGGAGUCUCUAAAUUUUACAUUUACAAGAUCCUGCACCGAAGGCGUUGUAAGUUGCUCUCUCUGGGCGUCACAGGUUCAUGCGGCACUGAUGUUAAAGAGAACCGCAAUCUGGACAACCUCUCCGCCAAGGUGAGUCUGGGGGAGGGGCUGCAGGUAGCCAAUGGGAGCGCUCUGGGGCAGGGCCGCAAGCGGCCCCUGGAGGAGGGCAGCAAUGGCCACGCCCAUGCCAAGUUCCGGCCAAAGAAGCGCAAGAAGGCGCCGGGCCCGGUACUGCCCAAGAAUGCCCUGAUGCAGCUGAACGAGAUCCGCCCGGGCCUGCAGUACUGCUUGGCAUCGCAGACGGGGCCCGUGCAUGCGCCUGUCUUCGCCAUGAGUGUGGAGGUGAACGGGCAGCUGUUCGAAGGCACGGGCCCCACCAAGAAGAAGGCCAAGCUGAACGCCGCCGAGAAGGCCCUGCGCUCCUUCGUGCAGUUCCCCAACGCCUCGGAGGCUCACCUGGCCAUGGGCCGCACGCUCACCGUCAACACGGACUUCACCUCGGACCAGGCCGACUUCCCCGAUGUGCUCUUCAACGGCUUCGAGACGCCCGCGCCGCCGGACGACCCCCUCGACCCCCCCGACCCGGCCGCGUGCACCCGACGCCCGCCCGGCUUCCCGGGCGAGCGCCCACCGCCCCCAUCCCUGCCCACUGCCCCCCAACGGCGCCUGGCGCCUCCGGCUGGCCACAGCAAGAACGCGGUGAUGAUCCUCAAUGAGCUGCGGCCGGGGCUCAGGUAUGAGUUCGUGGCCGAGAGCGGCGAGAGCCACGCCAAGAACUUUGUGAUGGCGGUCACCGUGGACGCGCAGGCGUUCCAGGGCUCGGGGCGCAACAAGAAGCUGGCCAAGGCGCGGGCGGCCCAGGCGGCGCUGUCGGGGCUCUUCAACAUGCAGCUGGACCAGACGCCAUCCAGGCAGCCAAUCCCCAGGGACGGCCUGCAGCUACACCUCCCCCAGGUCCUGGCAGAUGCCGUUUCUCGGCUGGUGGUGGAAAAGUUCAGUGAGCUGACAGACAACUUCACAUCCCCUCAUGCACGACGGAAAGUCCUUGCAGGCAUUGUCAUGACAACGGGGACGGAUGUGAAGGAUGCGCAGGUGAUCUGUGUUUCCACGGGAACCAAGUGCAUAAAUGGCGAAUACAUGAGCGAUCGAGGCCUGGCUCUUAACGACUGCCAUGCAGAGAUCAUCGCACGGCGCUCGCUCAUCAGAUACUUGUACAGCCAGCUGGAGUGCUUUCUCAGUAACAGUGCGGAAGAUCAUUCCCAGUCCAUAUUCCAGCGGUGCGAACAGCAUGGAUAUCAGCUGAAGGAGGGUGUUCAGUUCCACCUGUACAUCAGCACUUCACCGUGUGGAGACGCGCGCAUCUUCUCACCGCACGAGUCUGCAGUAGAAGACCAGGGUGACAGGCACCCAAACAGGAAGGCCCGUGGCCAGCUGCGCACCAAGAUUGAGUCUGGGGAGGGGACGAUCCCGGUGCGCACCACCAACACCAUCCAGACAUGGGACGGCGUCCUACAGGGCGAGAGGCUGCUCACCAUGUCCUGCAGCGACAAGAUCGCCAGGUGGAAUGUGGUCGGGGUGCAGGGCUCCCUGAUGAGUUAUUUUUCAGGACCCAUCUAUUUCUCCAGCAUAAUCCUGGGCAGUUUGUACCACGCCGACCACCUGUCACGGGCCAUGUACCAGCGCAUCGCUGAGAUAGAGGAGCUACCGCAGCCCUUCAUUCUCAACAGACCGCUGCUCAGUGGUAUUAGCAAUGCAGAGGCGAGGCAGCCUGGUAAAGCUCCUAACUUCAGUGUGAACUGGACCGUCGGGGAUCAAGGGUUAGAGGUCAUCAAUGCCACCACGGGGAAGGACGACCUCGGGCGACCUUCGCACCUCUGCAAACAUGCCCUGUACAGCCGCUGGGUCCGCCUGCAUGCAAAGCUCUCCCAGACCUUGAGAAUCCACGUGGCAAGACCAGCCACAUAUCAGGAAGCCAAGCAGGGAGCAGCACAGUACCACACAGCCAAACAGACUCUCAUCAGAGCCUUCCACACAGCAGGCCUGGGCGCCUGGGUGAAAAAGCCCAUCGAACAGGACCAGUUUCCCCUCACGCAGUGAGGGAGAGACAGCGAGCGUGGGGGGUGACUGUUUUUACCAGGUGUUACGGCUCAACCUCUAGUAGUCCUCUUUAUAUUUCUGGCUUUUUACAUAUUUUACUGUAUGUCACUUUUUUAUCCGAGUUGCUCUUAUGACCUCUGAAGAAUCACGUUAUUUAAAAUAACAGAAACCCCAUAUAGCUUAUUUAAAUAAUCCUUAUAUCUCAUCGUUUGUUAUUUAAACAUUUUUAUUUGUGGCAAGUACAUUCUCGUAUCCUCAGCUCAAGGUCAGUCAGAUGACCAUAUGAUUUUUUUUGUCUUGGCGUCUGUUGGUUCGUUUGUCUUUUUGUAGAAUGUGUUAAGAAUGAUUUUCCAGAUUGUUUUGUGUUAUGACAAAAGGCUAACUCUGUUUUAGCCAUUCUAGUUGCAGCUUUCUUACACUGACGUUGACCAGUCCAGAGGGGAAAAAAGAUUUUCCCCUUAUUAUUUUCAUAAAUUG
This is a messenger RNA of Electrophorus electricus (electric eel), 3010 nucleotides long. It is a transcript of the gene adarb1a, whose product is annotated as adenosine deaminase RNA specific B1a. Gene Ontology annotation, biological process: adenosine to inosine editing; RNA processing. The record is from RefSeq and is a predicted model, not a curated record. Lineage: Eukaryota; Metazoa; Chordata; Actinopteri; Gymnotiformes; Gymnotidae. Gene Ontology annotation, cellular component: nucleolus; cytoplasm. Gene Ontology annotation, molecular function: double-stranded RNA binding; tRNA-specific adenosine deaminase activity; double-stranded RNA adenosine deaminase activity.